This is a messenger RNA of Ailuropoda melanoleuca (giant panda), 2650 nucleotides long. It is a transcript of the gene CLEC14A, whose product is annotated as C-type lectin domain containing 14A. Lineage: Eukaryota; Metazoa; Chordata; Mammalia; Carnivora; Ursidae. Gene Ontology annotation, cellular component: external side of plasma membrane; extracellular matrix. Gene Ontology annotation, biological process: cell migration. The record is from RefSeq and is a predicted model, not a curated record. Gene Ontology annotation, molecular function: extracellular matrix protein binding; extracellular matrix binding. The transcript has a single exon. Bases 109 to 1578 code for a protein of 489 amino acids.
GGGGGAGAGCCAGCUGUAGGGGGCGGUGACCGCGCUCUUGGGACAGCUCCGCGCCCUCGGGCAGGACAGAUCCAAGUUGGGACCAGCUGUGGGAGCCGGGUCUCCAAGAUGAGGCCGGCGCUCGCCCUGUGCCUUCUCUGGCAGGCGUUCUGGCCUCGGCCUGGCCGGGGCGAGCACCCCACCGCCGACCGCGCGGGCUGCUCGGCCUCGGGGGCCUGCUACAGCCUGCACCACGCUACCAUCCAGAGGCUGGCGGCCGAGGAGGCCUGCAGUCUGCGUGGCGGGACUCUCAGCACGGUCCGCGAGGGUGCCGAGCUCCGCGCGGUGCUUGCGCUCCUGCGGGCAGGCCCGGGGCCCGGAGGGGGCUCCAAAGACCUUCUGUUCUGGGUGGCGCUGGAACGCAGGCGAUCCCACUGCACCCUGGAGAACGAGCCCUUGCGGGGGUUCUCUUGGCUGUCCCCCGACGUCAGCGGGUCGGAAAGCGACACGCUGCAAUGGGUGGAGGAACCCCAACGCUCCUGCACCUCUCGGAGUUGCGCGGGACUCCAGGCCACCAGGGGGGUCGAGCCCGCAGGCUGGAAGGAGAUGCGCUGCCACUCGCGCGCCAAUGGCUACCUGUGCAAAUACCAGUUUGAGAGCUUGUGCCCGGCGCCGCGCCCCGGGGCCGCCUCUAACUUGAGCUACCGCGCGCCCUUCCAGCUGCACAGCGCGGCGCUGGACUUUAGUCCUCCAGGGACCAAGGUGAGUGCGCUCUGCCCCGGGCAGCUCUCCGUCACAGCCACCUGCAUCGCGGACGAGGUCAGCGCGCGCUGGGACGCGAUACCCUCCGGGGCUGAGCUCUGUCCCUGUCCCGGGAGAUACCUCCGUGGUGGCAAAUGCGCGGAACUCCCUGACUGCCUAGACGACUUGGGAGGCUUUGCCUGCGAGUGCGCCGCGGGGUUCGUGCUGGGGAAAGACGGACGCUCUUGUGUAACCGAUGGGGAAGGACAGCCGGCCCCUGAGGGGACCAAGGUGCCCACCAGGCCGGCCACUGCUGCCAGCCCCGUCCCGAAGAGAACGUGGUCACCCACGGUACAGGAGAAGCCAGGAGAGGUACCCCAUGUCCCCGGACAAGGCAGUUCAGCAACAUCUAUUCCCGAGAUUCCUCAGUGGGGAGCGCAGAGCACGAUGUCUACCCUUCAGAUGUCCCCUCAAGCCAAUUCAAAGGCGCCCAUCACCUCUUCAGGAAGCGUGAUUCCCAAGUUUAAUUCCACGUCUUCCUCCGCCAUUCCCCAACCUUUCGACUCCUCCUCCACCGUGGUCUUCAUACUUGUGAGCAUAGCGGUCGUAGUGUUGGUUAUCUUGACCAUGACAGUGCUGGGGCUUUUCAAACUCUGCUUCCACAAAAGCCCUUCCUCCCAGCCAAGAAAGGGGCCUUUGGCCCAGCCGGGCAUGGAGAGUGAUACUGAAGCCGCUGCUCUGCGUUCAAAUUCCGUACAUUGCACAGACAAUGGGGUGAAGGUGGGGGACUGUGGCCUGCGGGACAGAGCAGAGGGCGCCUCGCUGACAGGGUCCUCUCUUGGCUCUGGUGACACAUAGGGAAACGGGACAAUGGGCACUUCUUCUGAGCAGAGUUUUUCACUUUCAAUGAAAAAGGGAAAAGAAGAGGAACUUAUUUAUGGGACUAUUCUUAUAGAAAAUCCCCUUCCCCCAAAUUCCCUCCGCUUCACCGAGGAGCCAAAUCUGAACUGGACACUCAUUGCCUGAAGAUGGAAGAGGUCAAAGCACCUUAUGGUGGUACUGGGGGCCGGGAUCCUGCUGGGGAGAGGUGUUUACUUGUGCUGAUUCGGGGGGAUUUGGAGAAGUGGUUGAACUUUUAAGAUAUUGGAAGCAUAUAGGAAACGAUACAAUUAAAAAAAAAAUUUAACGAACAUGGAAAGGAAACCAUCUACAUUGUUCAGGCUGGACGUAUAUUUUGGUUUGAAACUCUUAGGCAAAAAAUAAAGGAUUGUUGAUAACCCACACUCAAAUAUCGUUGGUCUCCUGGCGGAUUGAUUAUUUAGGGAAAACAGCUGAGGGGCAUCCCGAGAAUAGCAACAAGGGUACACCCUGCUCUUAGAUUGAGGGGAAAUCUUCAAGUGCUUGUAAUGAGGAGUAGAUCUUUAACAACUAGCAACUUUUUUCUUGGUUCUUUUAUACCUUGCUUUCAAAGUCACUGCUACUCAUGUGUUCUGCUAUAAAUCCAAACUGUAGUGUUGCCAGAGUGGCUGGCUCUGGAAGCAAAUUAUAGUUGACCACCAAUUCAAGUGCUUACUGUGUGUCCUUGCUCAAGGAAACAAAUGAUUUGUGUUUUCCUUUUCCAACAUUUGUACUCUCCGGUGUAAUGACCUUCUACAACCAAGUAGCCCUCUGCUAAACAUCAGGAUGCUGAUCCUCCCUUCCAAUUACGGUGAUGUUAAUUUCCAAUUAAAACGUUAAUGCUAAGUAUUGAUUUGAAAUCUUCUGGGUGCGUUAAAGCAAAAAUGAGCUGGAUUUCUUCCAAAGUUGCUAGAUUUUUAUACACUUUUUAAUCCAUGAAAAAACUUGAAUUCAAAACUGUUUCCUUACCUCCCUUAAAAAAAGUGUGUGCAGGGGCGCCUGGGUACCGCAGUUGUUAGGCGUCUGCCUUCGG